This is a messenger RNA of Alosa alosa (allis shad), 5020 nucleotides long. RefSeq names its product vitellogenin-like. NCBI's taxonomy places the organism in Eukaryota, Metazoa, Chordata, Actinopteri, Clupeiformes, Clupeidae. Gene Ontology annotation, biological process: lipid transport. Gene Ontology annotation, molecular function: lipid carrier activity. The record is from RefSeq and is a predicted model, not a curated record.
UUAGGCUUUAAAAGAGCUGUGUGUUGGUGCUGCUCUCUACAUCCCACGAUGAGACUGGUUCUGCUUUCACUGGCUCUAGCCCUUGUGGCGAGUCAACACGUGAACCUUGCUCCCGAGUUUGCUGCCUCUAAGACCUAUGUGUACAAAUAUGAGGCUCUGCUUCUUGGUGGACUUCCUGUGGAAGGUCUGGCCAGAGCAGGAAUGAAAGUCAGCAGCAAGGUUCUCAUCAGCGCUGAGGCUCAGAACACCUACUUGCUGAGGCUCGCAGAUCCUGAGAUCUUUGAGUACAGCGGUGUCUGGCCAAAGGACCCCUUCGUCCCAGCCACCAAGCUCACCUCAGCACUGGCUUCUCAGCUUCUGAUUCCCAUAAAGUUUGAGUACGCUAAUGGUGUGGUUGGCAAGGUUUUUGCCCCCGUUGGAGUCUCCGCCACAGUUCUUAAUGUCCACAGAGGUAUCCUCAACAUUCUUCAGCUCAACCUCAAGAAGACCCAGAAUAUUUAUGAACUGCAAGAGGCUGGAGCCCAGGGAGUGUGCAAGACCCACUAUGUCAUCAGUGAGGAUGUCAAGGCAGAGCGCAUUCUUGUCACCAAGUCCAAGGAUCUCACCAACUGCCAAGAGAGGAUCAUCAAGGAUUUGGGCCUGGCUUACUUGGAAACACUGCAAGCAAGGAGCCUGACUGGAGCCGCAACCUACAGCUACAUCAUGAAACCAACCCCCACUGGAGCUCUGCUCACUGAAGCCACAGUGAAGGAACUCCAUCAGGUCACACCUGUUGCUGAGAUGGGUGGAGUUGCACAGAUGGAGGCCAAGCAAAGCCUGACCUUCCUGGAGAUUGAGAAGACCCCCAUUGUCCCAAUCAACGCUGAAUAUUUGGCCCGCGGAUCCCUGUUCUAUGAGUUUGCCACUGAAAUUCUUCAGACUCCAAUUCAGCUUCUGAAAAUUAACAAUGCACCAGCUCAGAUUGUGGAGAUUCUGCACCAUCUUGUUGCCAACAAUGUGGCUAAGGUCCAUGAGGAUGCUCCUCUGAAGUUUAUCCAGCUGAUCCAGGUCCUACGUGUUGCCACCUUGGAGAACCUUGAGGCCAUCUGGACUCAGUUUAAGGCCAAGCCAGAAUACAGACGUUGGAUUCUGGAUGCCAUUCCUGUUGUUGGAACACCAGCUGCUGUGAAGCUCAUCAAAGAGAAGUUCUUGGCUGACGACCUCAGCAUUCCUGAAACUGUUCAGAUUCUUUUGGCUGCUGUGCACAUGGUUCCUUCUGAUCCGGAGAUCAUCAGACUCAUCUCUAGCUUGGCCCUGCACCACAAGAUUCAGGCAAACCCUGUUCUGAGUGAGAUUGCUAUGCUGGGAUAUGGUACCGCAAUUUUUAAGUACUGUGCUGCAGUUCCUACGUGCCCAGCUGAACUCCUGGAGCCCAUCCACGAGCUUGCAGCUGAGGCUAUUGCUAAGGCUGAUAUUGCUAAGAUCACCCUGCUGGUCAAAGUUCUGGGUAAUGCUGGUCAUCCUGCUAGUCUUAAGCCAAUCAUGAAGAUCCUCCCUGGAUUUGGCUCCGCAGCUGCUGCCCUUCCAGUCAGAGUCCAAGUCGACGCCAUCUUGGCUCUCAGAAGCAUUGCUAAGAGGGAACCCAAACUGGUCCAGCCAGUGGCCCUGCAGCUGUUUAUGGACAAGGCCCUUCACCCUGAACUGCGUAUGGUGGCUGCUGUGGUUCUGUUUGAGACCAAACCCACAGUUGCACUGGUAUCUACUAUUGCUAGCGUUCUGAAGAAGGAGACCAGCAUGCAGAUUGUCAGCUUUGUGUAUUCCUACAUCAGAUCUCUCACCAGGAGCACUGUCCCAGACUAUGCCACUGUGGCUGCUGCCAGCAAUGUUGCCAUCAAAAUCUUGAGCCCCAAGCUGGACAGACUGAGCUACCGUUACAGUAAAGCCAUCCACCUUGACCUGUACAAAAGCCCCGUAAUGGUUGGUGCUGCCGGCAGUGCCUUCAUCAUCAACGAUGGUGCCACCAUUCUGCCCACAGCUGUUGUGGCUAAAGCUCGUGCCUAUCUUGCUGGAGCUGCUGCUGAUGUUCUUGAGGUGGGAGUGAGAACCGAGGGAAUUCAGGAGGCCCUUCUGAAAACUCAUGCUUUGGAGGAUUUGGAGGACGACAGGAUCACCAAGAUGAAGCGUGUCAUGAAGGCAAUUGCAGAAUGGAAGACCUUGCCAAAGAGCCAGCCUCUGGCAUCCGUCUAUGUCAAGUUCUUCGGACAGGAAAUUGCCUUUGCAAACAUUGACAAAGCUAUAAUUGAACAAGCAGUUCAGCUUGCCACUAGUGCCGAUGCCAAGGUCCUGUUGAAAGAUGCCCUGAAGGCACUGCAGACUGGCAUUACCGCUCAGGCCGCUAAGCCUCUUCUGGCUGCUGAGAUUCGCCGCAUCUUCCCCACUGCUGUUGGUGUGCCAAUGGAACUCAGUCUCUACUCUGCUGCUGUUGCCGCUGCUUCCAUCAAAGUGAAAGCAACAAUUACCCCACCUCUUUCUGAACCUCUCAAUGCUGCCGAGCUGCUGAAGGCAGACAUCCAGUUGGAAGCUGAGGCCACUCCAAGCAUCUCCAUGCACACCUUUGCUGUGAUGGGAGUCAACACUGCCUUCCUUCAGGCUGCCGUCAUGGCCAGAGCCAAGGCUGUCACUGUGCUGCCUGCUAAGAUGGCUGCAAGAGCGGAUGUUCCCAAACUGAACUUCAAGAUUGAGGUUCUCCCUGUUGAGACACCUGAGCACAUUGCUAAAAUCCGUGUUGAGACCCUGGCUAUUGCCCGUAACAUUGAGGACCUUGCAGCUGAGAGAAUCACACCCAUGGUGCCGCUUGUUGCUACACAGCUGAGGUCCACUGAGAGGUUUGCCUCUACGAUGUCUUCUACUUCUCGCAGUGCAUCCCAGUCCUCCGAGAUCAUUUACUCAGACCUGGUACCUCAACUGAGGGCCGGUGUACCAUUCCACAAGACCAUUUGUGUGCCAGCUGCUUUCAUUGGAAUCAAAGGAUGUUUUGAAGUCACCUCUAGCAACACUGCCUUCAUCAAGGAUAUUCCUCUCCUCAACCUCAUUGGAGAACACGCCGUUUUGGUUGCUGUGAAACCAGCUGAUGGCCCAGCUAUUGAGAGACUGGAGGCUGAAGUUCAAAUUGGACCCAAGGCUGCAGAGAAGCUCCUGAAGGAAAUCAACAUCAUUGAUGAGCAAACCGCCGAGGGCAAAACCAUCAUUGCUAAACUGAAGAAGAUCCUUGAGCCUGCUCUGAGAAACAGCUCUUCCAGCUCAAGCAGCUUGCUCAGCUCCAGCAUGUUUGGCAUCAGCAGUUUGUUGAGCUCCUCCAGCUCCAGCUCAUCCAGCUCCCGCAUGUCAAAGGCCUCCCUCAAGCAAUACCCAUUCAAGAAAUUCCACAACAACCAGUACCUGGUCUCUCAAGGAAUCUCCGCUCAGAACCUCAGAAGCAGUGGAAGUAGUGCAUCCAGCUUUGAAGCCAUUUACCAACAGAAUCAGUUCCUAGGUAAUGCUGUCGCUCCUGCUGUGGUGGCCAUCUUCCGCGCUGUGAGAACUGACGAGAAGCUGCUGGGAUACCAGGCUGCUGCCUAUCUUGACAAGACCAACUUCAGACUGCAGAUCGUCAUCUCUGCUCUGGCUGAGACUGACAACUGGAAGAUGUGUGCUGAUGGUGUUGUUCUGAGCAAGCACAAAGUCAUGACUAAGGUUACAUGGGGAGCUGAGUGCCAAGAAUACGCCACCAUUUUGAAGGCAGAAGCUGGUCUCCUUGGUCCAAGCCCAGCUGCCCGUCUGGAGCUGGAGUGGGUGAAGAUCCCUACCAUUGUCACUACCUAUGCAACCAGGCUGGCUAAGUACAUCCCUAAUGCUGCCCUUAUGGCUGGGAUCACUGUCAACAAAGCCGAGAACAGCGAAAAAGAAAUGGAACUGACCGUUGCCAUCCCCACUGAAAGGACAGUGGAUGUCAUUAUGAAACUGCCACAGAUGACUCUCUCCAAACUGGCCUUGCCUCUUCCCAUUGCCCUGCCAAUUGGUGCUGAUGCUACUAUCCAGGUCAUUCCCGAGGAGAACAUCCUUGAGCAGAUUCAUUUCCUGUAUGCUGAGGCUUCCUCUGCUCAGUGUAGCAUGAUCCAGGACACUCUGACCACAUUCAACAACAGGAAGUACAAGAAUGAGAUGCCAAUCUCCUGCUACCAAGUGCUGGCUCAGGACUGUACUCCAGAGCUUAAGUUCAUGGUCCUGUUGAAGAAGGAUGAGGUCACCGCACAGAACCACAUGAACGUGAAGAUUGCUGAUAUGGAUGUUGACCUGUACCCUACUGGCAGUGAUGUGCUAGUAAAGGUUAACGGUGUGGUGGUUCCUAUUUCCAAUCUUCCCUACCAACACCCGUCAGCCCCCAUUCAGAUCAGACAGAAAGCUCAGGGCCUGUCACUUCAUGCUCCUCGCCUUGGUCUUCAGGAGGUUUACUUCGGCAAGGACACAUUGAGGGUCAAUGUUGCAGACUGGAUGAAGGGCCAGACUUGUGGUGUUUGUGGUAAAGCUGACGGAGAGACCAGACAGGAGUACUCCACACCCAGCGGCUACCAGACCAAGAGCUCAGUCAGCUUCGUCCACUCCUGGGUGCUUCCCGCUGAGAGCUGCCGCGACAGCACUCAGUGCCGUCUGAAGCAUGAAUCUGUCAAGCUGGAGAAGCAGCUGAUUGUGGAUGGCCAGGAGUCUAAAUGCUACUCUGUGGAGCCAGUGCUGCGUUGUCUGCCUGGUUGCCUCCCAGUGAAGACCAUGCCUGUCACCGUUGCAUUCCACUGUCUCCCUGCUGAUUACAGCCGCUCUGUGGAUCUGAGCAACAUCUCUCAGAAGAGUGUGGACCUGAGGGAGACUGCAGAGGCACAUAUGGACUGCCAGUGCAACGCUCGGUGUGCAUAGAAUGUUAUGAUUUAAACUUGAGAUUUGUUAAACAUUCUCAGUAUCCAAUCAUCUGUAUGUAUGAAACUGAAAUAAAAUCAACAUCAGCAACUUG